Molecule: messenger RNA, 3889 nt
Organism: Amaranthus tricolor (Joseph's coat)
Lineage: Eukaryota; Viridiplantae; Streptophyta; Magnoliopsida; Caryophyllales; Amaranthaceae
Product: CSC1-like protein HYP1
Exons: 11
Coding region: 379-2523 (714 amino acids)
Cellular component (GO): plasma membrane
Molecular function (GO): calcium-activated cation channel activity
Source: RefSeq, a predicted model, not a curated record
AAAGUUUGGCCCUUACUAAUAUGUGACGAUUUGUUGCGGUAGUGAUACGUGACUGAUUCGUCCCUCGUGGCUCAGCGAUGCAAUCAGCCGACUAAGACGGAAAGCCGGUGUUAAUCUGACAUCUUGGUUUCAUGUUUACGCCUCGCUCAUAAACGAACUCGGUUCUUUUUACAUUCCUUCCUUUUGAAUUUCUCUUCAGAUUCGACCUUCCUCUUCCUCCUCCCUUUUUCCGCUUUUCAACACUGGGGAUUUACUGUUUGGAAUAUCUCAGUCUUCUAGUGAUCUCUGUGCUUAUCACGUGUGAGGAACACAAGAGGGGGGCCUGUAGGUGGAAUACCAUUUUGUUGUUGGAUAUUUUAAUGUGGUUAUCUAUUAAGAAUGAUCCUCUCAGCUCUUCUUACAUCUGUUGGAAUCAAUCUUGGACUUUGCCUUUUGUUUUUCACUUUGUACUCUAUUCUAAAGAAGCAGCCGGGUAACCUCACCGUUUAUGCUCCACGUUUAGUUGCUGAAAGAAAGCUUAGACAAAUAAGUGAUUUCAACUUGGAGAGGCUUUUACCUUCUGCUGGUUGGGUAAAAAAGGCAUGGGAUCUUUCAGAAGAUGAACUUUUGGAGAACUCAGGUCUAGAUGGAGUGGUUUUUAUGCGAAUCUUCACUUUCAGUUUGAAGGUAUUUGCUGUUGCUGCAAUUAUUGGCGUAUCUAUUCUUCUUCCCAUUAACUUUUUGGGAAGUCAGCUGGAUGUUGAUUUUUCUGAUCUGCCCAAUAAGUCUUUGGAUUCUUUCAGCAUUUCUAAUGUCAACAAUGGCUCAAACAGGUUAUGGAUUCACUUUUGUGCUGCAUAUGUUUUUACUGGGGCAGUGUGCUAUCUUCUUUAUUAUGAAUAUAAAUUAAUUUCUUUAAAGAGGAUUGCAUUCUUCUAUGGUUCUCAACCUCUAGCUCACCAAUUCACAGUUUUAGUUCGUGGUAUUCCUGUUCUAUCUGGAAGCAGCUUUAGUGAAAAUAUUGAUAAUUUUUUUAGAGAUUACCAUCCCCACACAUACCUUUCUCAUACAAUUGUUCGUCGGACAACCAAACUUCAACAGCUUAUGGAUGAUGCAAACAAACUUUACAGAACAGUAGCUCAGAUGAAGUCUGAUGAACAUACCAGUCAAAGGUCUAGGUAUAACGGCUUUUUAGGGUUUUUUGGUACCAGAGAUCGACAUUUACAUACUCUAGAGAAAAGAUUAGAGGUUAUGGAGGACAAUAUGCGGAUGGAACAAUUUUCAUUGCAUGAAAAGGAAGUUCCAGCUGCCUUUGUGUCUUUCAAAUCACGAUAUGGUGCUGCAAUAGCUUUACACAUACAACAGGGGAUCAAUCCUACAGAGUGGGUCACGGAACCAGCCCCUGAGCCUGAUGAUGUUUAUUGGCCUUUCUUUUCAACCUCAUAUCUCAGGAGGAGGAUAUGCAAGUUGGUGGUGUUUGUGGCUUCGGCUCUUCUCACAAUUCUAUUUCUCAUUCCUGUUGUGGUUGUUCAAGGUCUUACUCACUUGGAACAGCUAGAGAACUAUUUUCCUUUCCUUAGAAGCAUCCUAACAAUAACUUUCGUUAGUCAGGUGAUAACUGGAUAUCUUCCGAGUCUCAUUCUUCAGUUGUUUCUAUCUUUUAUACCACCAAUCAUGAAGAUGCUGUCUUCUAUUCAAGGUUACAUAUCUAUGAGCGAGAUCCAAAAAAGUGCAUGUAAUAAGGUGCUAUGGUUUACAAUAUGGAAUAUAUUCUUUGCAAAUGUGCUAUCAGGAUCAGCAUUAAGUCAAGUUAACGUGUUUCUUGAGCCUAAAAAGGUUCCUACAUUACUUGCUCAAGCCGUUCCUGCACAGGCUUCAUUCUUCAUUUCAUAUGUUUUGACAAGUGGAUGGACUAGUUUAUCAUCGGAGCUAUUUCAGCUAGUCACUCUCAUCUGCAGUUUCCUGAAAAGAAUUUUUUCUAGAGAAGAGAUUGAUGAUUUAGAAGUCCCAACAAUUCCUUAUGAAAGUGAAGUUCCAAGGAUUCUCUUCUUUUUGCUUCUUGGAAUAACAUAUUUCUUCCUUGCUCCACUGAUUUUGCCAUUCCUUCUAGUUUACUUUUGUAUGGGUUAUCUCAUCUUCCGAAAUCAGCUUUUGAAUGUCUAUGCACCAAAGUACGAAACUGGUGGAAAGUACUGGCCUAUUGUGCAUAACUCAACAAUAUUUUCUUUGGUUCUCAUGCAUAUCAUAGCUAUAGGAAUUUUCGGGCUGAAAGAACUCCCUUUGGCAUCUAGCUUAUGCAUUCCUUUACCUAUUCUCACACUUUUAUUUAAUGAGUAUUGUCGCAAUCGUUUCCUGCCUUUGUUCAAAGCAUAUGCUGCUGAGUGUUUGAUCAAAAAGGAUAGAGAAGAACAAAAUGAUCCAAGAAUGACAGAAUUUCUGGAGAAAGUAAUGACUGCAUAUCAGGAUCCAGCUCUGAAGCCUGGUCAAUAUUCCAGGAACACUGAUACCCAAACUUCUCCACUUCUUAAUUCUACUCAAAUUUGAACUUUUUCAAUGUUUUUACAUGAAUAAUCUUGUGUGUAUGUUUAAGAAUUCUCAAAAUUAAAUUUAGUGCAUGAUUUUUUGUUAAAUUGGUUUGAAUGAAAAAAAGCAUGAUUUCCACCAUGAAUUUUUUCAAGCCCCAAUUUUGAUUAUUAUAUUAUGCUAUGUUUUGCUCUAAUUAUGUAAAUUUUUAAUGAGAUUGAUAUAUUCAAAUCAUGAAUUAUGAACCAGUAGCUGCCAAAAUUAGAAAAAGAAAGAUUUUGAAAGCGUGUUGAAGGUAUCAAGGUAUUAUUACUUGGCUAGCGCUCAAAUUGUUCUGGGUUAGCAUUUUAAUGGAGGAUUAAAAAGGAAGAAAGUGGAAGGAAGAAAAUAGGAAAGAUAUUGGGAAAUUCUACGUGGUAUAUUGAAGGUAAUGAAGAUAGCAGUGUGAGACUAAUCAGCUAGACAACAGAAGGUGCAGCUUUUCUUGAUCAGAGGCAGAAGGUUUUAUGUGCAGCUAAUAUUCAGAAGUUUAUUUUUCCUGAAGCUAUUCAACAUAGAAGAUAUAUGAUGUAUCUAGAUGGUCUAUGCAGUUAAUAUUUUGUCUUUUGUACACGUCUUAUAUUAGUCAGUUAGUUCAUCAGAUUGUUAGGGAUUCUUAAGUGUUGUUAGUUAGUUAUAACAACCUCCUGUUUUUUGUUUGUUUCUGUCUUCUGUCUAUAUAAAGACAACAACCCCUCUCUUUGUAAGUGUGAUUUCAUCAUCCAUAAGAAGAAUAUUUUUCUGCCCUUUGUUUCAUUUUGUAACAUGGUAACCCUGAGGUUUUGGGUUUUCCACGUGGUAACCAAAAGUUGAUUAUUUCUUAGUGUGCAAGGGAGAUCGGCCCUCAUGCUUGGAUUGUAAGGUGGUGUUGGGUACAGAGAUGCCCACCGAACAUAGGCUUUUAGUACUGGUUUUUAGGAUGAGAAAGAAAAUCGUAGAGAAGAAGGUCGAGUCCAGGGGAAAGAUCAUGUGGGGAGACUCAAAUGAGAUAUGGUCACAACCCUGUCAAGCAAGAUAAGUUUAUUGCGCUUUCCAAGUCAAUCAGAGGAUGCGAAUGAAAUGUGGGUGAACAUGCCAAAAACCAUUAGAACAGUAGCAAAAGAGACCUUGGGGGUGUCUUCGGGUAAACCAAAAGUGUUCAAAGAGUGUGGUGGUGGAACGAUGAGGUGGAAAAGAAGAUAAAGGAUAAAAACAAGAGAUUUAAGGAUCUUAAGGCAUGCACGGAAGAUCAGGAUAGAAUAGAAAAGAGAGUGAGCUAUAAAGAAACAAAGUGGGCGGCAAAGAAAGCGGUAACGGAAGCAAAAAAACCGUGGUUAUGAGGACUUGUAUCGGAAGCUUGACACCAAAG